Molecule: messenger RNA, 567 nt
Organism: Cariama cristata (Red-legged seriema)
Lineage: Eukaryota; Metazoa; Chordata; Aves; Cariamiformes; Cariamidae
Product: spectrin beta chain, non-erythrocytic 4-like
Exons: 5
Biological process (GO): actin cytoskeleton organization
Cellular component (GO): cell junction; plasma membrane; cortical actin cytoskeleton
Molecular function (GO): actin filament binding
Source: RefSeq, a predicted model, not a curated record
AAGAAGACCUUCACCAAAUGGGUGAAUUCCCACCUCGCUCGCGUCUCCUGUCGCAUCGGGGACCUCUACGCCGACCUCCGCGACGGUUACGUCCUCACCCGCCUGCUGGAGGUGCUCUCCGGGGAGCAGCUGCCCAAACCCACGCGGGGCCGGAUGCGAAUCCACUCGUUGGAGAACGUGGACAAGGCGCUGCAGUUCCUCAAGGAGCAACGGGUGCACCUGGAGAACGUGGGCUCCCACGACAUCGUGGAUGGCAACCACCGCCUCACUCUUGGCCUCAUCUGGACCAUCAUCCUGCGCUUCCAGAUCCAGGUGAUCAAAAUCAAGACCGAAGACAACCGGGAGACGCGUUCAGCCAAGGAUGCUCUGCUGCUCUGGUGCCAGAUGAAGACGGCGGGCUACCCCGAGGUGAACAUCCAGAACUUCACCACCAGUUGGAGGGAUGGGUUGGCCUUCAACGCCCUCAUCCACAAGCACAGGCCGGACCUCAUCGACUUCCACAAGCUGACCAAGUCCAACGCGACCUACAACCUUCAGCAAGCCUUCAACACGGCCGAGCAGCAGUUG